GAGCCACCGGGAGCUGCGGCAGGCGGGGGCAGGUCACGAGCCCCCGGGAGGCCGCGGCUGCGCGAGAGGCGCCAGGCCGGGCGAGGCGAGGCGAGGGUCUCCGUCAGGCCGCUUGUCGAAGCCUUGGCCCCGGCAGGGGCGGGCUGGCAGCGGCCUCAGCGCGCCCAACCGCCGCGGCCGCCUGAGCCGGGGCCUCGCGGAGGCGGGGUGGGGUCGUCCUCUGCCGAGCGCGGCUCCUGCCUUGCGCAGGCCUCGCUCAGCUGCGGUGGCCCGGCCAUGGCCUUCAGCAACUACAGCAGCCUGAACCGCGCGCAGCUCACCUUCGAGUACCUGCACACCAACUCAACCACUCAUGAAUUCUUGUUUGGUGCCCUUGCUGAGCUUGUGGAUAAUGCCAGAGAUGCUGAUGCCACAAGGAUAGAUAUUUAUACUGAAAAACGUGAAGAUUUGCGAGGAAGAUUCAUGCUUUGUUUUUUGGAUGAUGGAGCAGGAAUGGAUUCAAGUGAAGCUGCCAGUGUGAUUCAAUUUGGAAAAUCAGCCAAACGAUCACCUGAGUCUACUCAAAUUGGACAAUAUGGGAACGGCUUGAAAUCGGGUUCCAUGCGGAUUGGAAAGGAUUUUAUCUUGUUCACAAAGAAAGAUGGCACUAUGACUUGUCUCUUCCUCUCACGCACGUUUCAUGAGGAAGAAGGCAUUGAUGAGGUAAUUGUUCCUUUGCCCACCUGGAACACACGUACCCGGGAGCCUAUAACAGACAACAUGGAGAAAUUUGGAAUUGAGACAGAGCUUAUUUACAAGUAUUCCCCCUUCAAGUCGGAGCAAGAGGUGAUGGAGCAGUUUAAUAAGAUUCCAGGGGAAAAGGGGACCCUGGUGAUCAUUUUUAAUCUCAAACUAAUGGAUAAUGGGGAGCCAGAGUUGGAUGUGACUUCUGAUUCCAGAGAUAUUCAGAUGGCAGAAACAUCCCCAGAAGGAACGAAGCCAGAGCGUCGCUCCUUCCGUGCUUAUGCUGCUGUGCUGUACAUUGAUCCGAGAAUGAGGAUCUUCAUCAAUGGACACAAAGUGCAAACCAAACGACUCUCUUGUUGCCUCUAUAAGCCCAGGAUGUAUAAAUACACUUCAAAUCGUUUCAAGACCCGUGCAGAACAGGAGGUGAAGAAAGCAGAACAUAUGGCUCGGAUAGCGGAGGAGAAGGCUCGGGAGGCAGAGAGCAAAGCACGUGCCCUGGAACUGUGCCUGGGAGGGGAUCUCACGCGGGAGUCCAGGGUGACUCUACGGCAAGUCCAGAACUCAGCCAUAACUUUGCGUAGAGAGGCUGAUGUCAAGAGGCGAAUCAAGGAGGCAAAGCAGCGGGCACUGAAAGAGCCUAAAGAGUUGAACUUCAUUUUUGGGGUGAAUAUUGAGCAACGGGAUUUGGAUGGCAUGUUUAUCUAUAACUGCAGUCGUCUGAUUAAGAUGUAUGAGAAGGUGGGCCCACAGCUGGAGGGUGGCAUGGCAUGUGGUGGAGUGCUGGGAGUGGUGGAUGUACCCUACUUGGUUUUGGAGCCCACACACAAUAAACAGGACUUUGCUGAUGCAAAGGAGUAUCGACACUUGCUGAAGGCAAUGGGGGAGCACUUGGCACAAUACUGGAAGGAUGUUGCCAUAGCCCAGAGGGGGAUCAUCAAGUUCUGGGAUGAAUUUGGUUAUUUAUCAGCAAACUGGAACCAACCACCAUCUAGUGAUUUACGCUAUAAACGCCGAAGAGCCAUGGAAAUUCCCACUACAAUUCAGUGUGAUCUGUGUCUGAAAUGGCGGACCCUCCCAUUCCAGCUGAGUUCCGUGGAGAAGAAUUACCCUGAUAGUUGGGUGUGCAAUAUGAACCCCGAUCCUGAACAGGAUAGGUGUGAGACUGCAGAGCAGAAGCAAAAGGUACCUCUGGGAACACUGAAGAAGGACUCUAAGUCACAGGAGGAAAAGCAGAAACAGUUGACAGAGAAGAUCCGACAGCAUCAGGAGAAGUUGGAGGCGUUGCAGAAAACUACUCCAGUCCGGUCCCAAGCUGAUCUAAAGAAACUGCCUUUGGAGGUGACCACACGGCCUGUGGUGGAAAACUCACAAUCACUGAACAGACCUCAGCGCCCACGAUCUCCACCUUUACCUGAUGUGAUUAAAAAUGCUCCCAGCAGACCACCAGUGCCACAUCCUCCCCCCAGAUCUGUCAGUCAGCUGAGAAAGGGUCCUGUGGCUCGGCCAGCCAUCAGCACCCCCAGGCUGGCAAGUGUGCUGUCCAGGGAGGAGGCCAGUACUUCUAGAACACAGCAGCAUAUAGUGGCUGUUGGGAAGCCAAACAACGUAACUGUUCGAUCUCCUGCCAAACCUCUCCCAGUGGGGAGGCCAUCGUCUGUGCCUCCACAGAACUCCAGGAGCCAACGUGAGACACCCAGCCCUAAAACUUCCAAGAUGGCAGCAGUGAAGAAACCUGUUUCCCUCAAAGCUUCUCAGCAGGCCUCCAGUGUCCGGAAAAGGGCAUUCAACACUACAGAGGAGGGGUGUGAGGAGGAAGUGGAGCAGAAGAAGGAGAAGACAAAACGAGGCAAGUUUGUGGUGGUAAAAGAAGAGAAGAAGGACUCCAGUGAGGUUGUGGUGGAGCUCACAGACAGUGCAGGGGAAGAGGAGCUAACAGAUCUGAAACAAGUACAGAAAGAUAAAGGGCUGCAUGUGGAGGUGCGUGUAAACAAAGAGUGGUUCACAGGCCGUGUCACAGCUGUAGAGAUGACCAAGCAUGCAGUACGCUGGAAGGUGAAAUUUGAUUAUGUACCUACAGAUGUUACACCAAGAGAUCGCUGGGUAGAGAAAGGCAGUGAGGAUGUACGGUUGAUGAAGCCUCCUUCCCCAGAAUACCAGAGUCCAGACACUCAACAGGAAGAGGAAGAAGUGGUUGCAGCUGAGCCUUCUACCUCAGACUGUGUCCGAAUUGAGCCAGACACCACUGGGCCCAGCAGCAGUCAAGAAACAGUGGAUUUGCUAGUCCAGAUCCUCCGGAAUUGUUUGCGGUACUUCUUGCCUCCAAAUUUUCCCAUCUCCAAGAAGGAGUUAAGUUCCAUGAGUUCAGAAGAGUUGAUGGCAUUUCCUCUGAAAGAAUAUUUCAAACAAUAUGAAGUGGGUCUGCAGAACUUAUGUAAUUCUUAUCAGACUCGUGCUGAUGCUCGGGCUAAAGCGUGCGAAGAAAGCCUACGCAAUUCAGAGGAAAAACUCAAGGAGACAGAAGAGAAGCUCCAGAAGCUGAGAACUAACAUUGUGGCAUUGCUACAGAAAGUGCAGGAGGACAUUGAUAUUAAUACAGAUGAUGAGCUGGAUGCAUAUAUUGAGGAUCUGAUCACCAAAGGAGACUGAGGAGCCCAGAUGCAGCAAUGGGGCAAUAGCAUAGAGGAGUUGGCCCCUGCGAUCUCAGAGACAUGGAUUCCUGCAGUGGAGGGGGGACCAGAGCAGCACAUGAAAGGGGAGGGCUGUUAGACUGUGUAUAUUGACGUGUCGGUGUACAAACUGUUCUUGUGAUUUUAAAUGCAAAAAAAGACAUUUGUGCUGUUGGCGGGAAAGUUUUUAACAUUGUAGUUCUUCAAACCUCUUCCCUUUGUUUAUAAAUAUUUAUUUUUUAAAAGAAACAGGAACUGUACCUGGUACGACAGAA
Messenger RNA from Alligator mississippiensis (American alligator), 3667 nucleotides. RefSeq names its product MORC family CW-type zinc finger 2 (gene MORC2). The transcript is spliced from 26 exons. NCBI's taxonomy places the organism in Eukaryota, Metazoa, Chordata, Crocodylia, Alligatoridae. The record is from RefSeq and is a predicted model, not a curated record. Gene Ontology annotation, molecular function: zinc ion binding. The coding region runs from base 277 to 3372 and encodes 1031 amino acids. Gene Ontology annotation, cellular component: nucleus.